UAGGAACACAACUACAACAGAAGUGGAACCAGCCGGUGGUCAGCGGCGUUCUCUCUGUCGUCGCGCGCGCCGGAUACCUCGAGCCGAUACCUCGUUGCACGUACAACACCUGCCGCACGAUUAGGCACGCACGAUUCGUUUAUCCGUAACCCGUUUUGGCGACCUUUUUUAAGACUGCGAGUUUCGCUACGCUCCCCCGAACUACCCCCUGACUCGAAAAUUGAGGCGAGAUCAUCAAAGCGGUAGCUGUCAAAAUCAUGCACGGAAAAACGAUUGACAAUAAUAACAAUCACCCUGACAGUACAUUGCUCGGUGAGUGAAUAUGCAUAUGAGAGAAUGAGGCUCAUUCGUCCGAGGCGGAAGAACAUCCCCAGGAUCGUUGGAAGCAGACAGUUUCGUCAUGAUGCUGGUUCCACAAGAUAUCAUGGGUGGCCCAUCGAAGAUGCUGUAUCAGAUGAACAAGUAUUACGUCGAGCGGGUGCAGGCGCGCAUGGGCCAGAUACAGAAGACUAUACGAGAGGUGUGUAAGGUCGUGCAGGAUGUGCUGAAGGAAGUCGAAGUGCAAGAACCGCGCUUCAUCUCUUCUCUGACCGAGUGCAACGGCCGCUACGAGGGCCUCGAGGUGAUCUCGCCGGGCGAAUUCGAGGUGGUCCUCUAUUUGAAUCAGAUGGGUGUCUUCAACUUCGUCGACGAUGGUACCCUGCCGGGCUGCGCCGUGUUGAAACUCAGCGACGGACGCAAAAGGUCAAUGUCCCUCUGGGUGGAGUUCAUCACCGCAUCCGGUUACCUGUCAGCUAGAAAGAUACGCUCGCGAUUUCAAACUCUGGUAGCCCAGGCCUGCGACAAGUGCAACUACAGAGACUCGGUAAAGAUGAUUGCCGACACUACCGAGGUGAAGCUGCGUAUACGCGAGCGGUAUGUCGUGCAAAUUACACCGGCGUUUAAAUGUUCCAACGUGUGGCCGCGAUCUGCCGCUCACUGGCCGAUACCGCACAUCCCUUGGCCGCAUCCGAAUCUAGUGGCAGAGGUCAAAACGGAAGGCUUCGACUUGUUAUCGAAGGAGAGCGUCGCGCUUCAAGGCAAGCAAUCGGCGAUGGAGGGCGACGCCUGGGUAUUAUCCUUCACAGAAGCGGAAACCAGACUAUUACAGGGCGGCUGUCGCCGAAAAUGUCUCAGUAUACUAAAAACUCUGAGAGACCGACACCUCGAUCUGCCCGGAAAUCCGGUCACUAGCUAUCACAUGAAGACACUGCUGUUGCACGAAUGCGAGAAGCAUCCCCUCGAGACCGAAUGGGACGAGGGAUGCCUGGCCGAUCGCAUCAAUGGCAUUUUCUUGCAGUUGAUUUCCUGCCUGCAAUGUCGACGAUGUCCGCAUUACUUCCUGCCGAAUCUCGAUCUUUUCAAGGGAAAAUCGCCUAGCGGUCUAGAGAAUGCUGCGAAGCAAGUUUGGAGACUUACGAGAGAGUUGCUCACAAACAGCCGCGCGCUAGAGAAACUUUAGCGUUUUCCAUCUCGAGAACAUCCGAAAACGCGCGAUGAAGAACAAGAAAUCACUCGAUGACACGUGUAACAGAACGUUGUUUCAACCGUAUAUUACGUGUUUAUUCGAUACUAUCACGAACAAUUAGUUAUUAAUUAAUACACGCUUGUGUCGAGGGCUUAGAAAUGGUGCAUUGUUACAAAUAAUUCUUAAUUUGUCAGCUUAAUAUAUUAAUAUUUUUGUUUGCAUUUUUUUA
This is a messenger RNA of Camponotus floridanus (Florida carpenter ant), 1736 nucleotides long. Its product is annotated as protein mab-21. Lineage: Eukaryota; Metazoa; Arthropoda; Insecta; Hymenoptera; Formicidae. The transcript has a single exon. The coding region runs from base 401 to 1501 and encodes 366 amino acids. The record is from RefSeq and is a predicted model, not a curated record.